Messenger RNA from Zasmidium cellare ATCC 36951, 420 nucleotides. RefSeq lists its product as uncharacterized. Lineage: Eukaryota; Fungi; Ascomycota; Dothideomycetes; Mycosphaerellales; Mycosphaerellaceae. Bases 1 to 420 code for a protein of 139 amino acids. The transcript is spliced from 2 exons. The record is from RefSeq and is a predicted model, not a curated record. Gene Ontology annotation, molecular function: zinc ion binding; nucleic acid binding; DNA-directed RNA polymerase activity. Gene Ontology annotation, cellular component: RNA polymerase III complex. Gene Ontology annotation, biological process: termination of RNA polymerase III transcription; DNA-templated transcription.
AUGCUCCUCUGUCCGUCCCCUCCCCCCCUCCCUCUCACCCCCCAACUAACACCACCCUCAACAGUCUGCCCCUCCUGCAGCAACAUGCUCAUAAUCACCAAAAUCCCCCCCUCGCACUGCGCCCCCGGCGAAGAAUCCCACACGGACAAGAACCGCUUCGAAUGCCGCACCUGCCCCUACCAGAUGGUCCUCGACCGCCGGUACUACGAGCGCAAGAACAUGAAGCUCAAGGACGUCGGCGAUAUUUUGGGCGGCGCGGAGAGUUGGCGGAAUGUCGAUCAGACGGAGGCCAAAUGUCCCAAUGAGAAUUGCGACAGCCGCAUGGCGUAUUUCCGACAGGUGCAGAUUCGAUCUGCCGAUGAGCCCAUGACGAGCUUUUACAAGUGUGUCAAGUGCACACGGGAAUGGCGGGAGAAUUAG